Oncorhynchus kisutch (coho salmon) is the source of this 14412-nucleotide messenger RNA. RefSeq names its product insulin receptor. The record is from RefSeq and is a predicted model, not a curated record. The transcript has 20 exons. Bases 1111 to 5196 code for a protein of 1361 amino acids. Gene Ontology annotation, biological process: positive regulation of MAPK cascade; cell surface receptor protein tyrosine kinase signaling pathway; multicellular organism development. Gene Ontology annotation, cellular component: insulin receptor complex; plasma membrane; axon. Gene Ontology annotation, molecular function: phosphatidylinositol 3-kinase binding; insulin receptor activity; insulin receptor substrate binding. Lineage: Eukaryota; Metazoa; Chordata; Actinopteri; Salmoniformes; Salmonidae.
UAGACAUGGAGAAAAAAAGGUGGGAACCUGAGAGGUGCUGUAAUACGGUAAUCGAAGUUUUUCCCACAUAGCAGUUUAUUAUGCCAUUAAGUUUGUUUACCUCAUAUUUCUGAUUCUGACAGCGGUUAUUUACUUUAUUUAAUUGCCGGUUUUGAAGCUUCGUUGUUUAUAUGAGCUGUUUUGCCAGAUAAUCUGAAGACGGGAGUUCUCACACUUUUUACCAAUGUGCUGGAAGCGGGGGGAUAUUUGUUUAGUGGCUAAACGUAAUGUUCGCUGGAUCCAUUUUUUUUUGGGGGGGGGGGGGGGGGUGUUAUUCAUGUUGUCGUGGGCUGGCUGUAGCGACUGAAUCAGUUCAGAGGAAGGUCGUUCAAAUAUAUCCACGUUUUUCCUGCAUGUAUCCAAAUUUCAUGGGAUGUGUUCACAUUUUUUCCUCACGUUUUAAAACUAGGUGUUUUUCCUGUGAUACGGCGAAGAAGUGCAAUAUUGGAGUGCAUGAAACACUCAGCGACCUGUGGAUUACAGCAAGCUAGCCAACGUUAGCUAGCUUCUUGGGUCUAUAGAAGUUCGGCUACAUAGCUGGAUUUUUGGAAAGAAGAGGACACCCAGAUUUCUAAAUGAUCAAGCAUUAAUCUUAAAGAAUUGCUUUUUAAUACGGAAAUACGGUCUGUGAGUGCCUUUCAACAGUGGAACCUCGUUUAUCGUGGAAUGAGGCCGUGGCUAGUUACUUUCUAGUUUAGCUAACGUUAGCGGUGUGGGGUUUAUUUUUUUAUCGAAUCGGAAUACUAUAAAAAUAAAACAUUUAAAGUGAACUAUCCCAUACAAUUGUGGAAAUUACUAUUUUUAUUCGCAAAUGUGUCGCCAGAACACACGAUCAAGCUAUUUAGUGGUCAUUUUUUUCAGGGUGAACCGAAAUCCCAAAGUUAGCUGAGAAGAUAUUGCUGUUAAUUAAGAUACAACCACGUUGGACCCCUGGCCCCUUUUUAAGGGGCUAACUGGACUAGCUAGCUUGAUUUAUCUUCUCGUUUUGAAAACUUUUUGUUUGUAUUGGAUUUCUUAAAACGAACUUUGGAUAUCUUCAAAACACACACAGAGAACACACUCGAAGUCACAAUGCGGCUUGGGACUUCAGCGGUUGUUUUGGUUACUUUUAUCUACAUUGGAUGUCAGUGUGUCCUACCAAAUGGAGAAAUCUGUCAGAGUAAGGAUAUCCGUAACAAUGUGACCAACCUGCAGUUAUUAGAGAACUGCACAGUAAUUGAGGGCUACUUGAAGAUCCUCCUCAUGUUCAAGGCCAAGCCCGAGGACUUCAGGGGCCUCAGCUACCCCAAGCUGACCGUUGUCACCGACUUCCUCCUCCUAUUUAGGGUCUAUGGUCUAGAGUCCCUCAGCAAUCUGUUCCCCAACCUGACGGUGAUCCGAGGCAACAACCUGUUCUUCAACUACGCCCUGGUUCUGUUUGAGAUGGUGGACCUUAAGGAGCUGGGGCUCCAGAGCCUCAUGAACAUCACCCGGGGAGCCGUGAGGGUGGAGAAGAACCCGGACCUCUGCUACCUCUCCACCCUGGACUGGUCCAAGAUCCUGGACACAGUGGAGGACAAUUACAUCGUGGCCAAUAAGAAUGACCGGGAGUGUGGGGAUGUGUGCCCAGGCACGGCCUAUGGGAAGACCACCUGUCCUCAGACUACCAUCAAUGGACACUUUGGAGAGCGCUGCUGGACUCAGAACCACUGCCAGAGAAUGUGUCCCUCCACCUGUAAGCAUCGGGCCUGUACCCAGCAUGGCCACUGCUGCCACGACCAGUGCCUGGGAGGCUGCUUGGAGGCAGGCAAAGCCAGCAGCUGUGUGGCCUGCCAGAACCUCCAGCACCAGGACACCUGUGUGGACCACUGUCCCCAGGGAUACUACAUCUUCAAGGGCUGGCGCUGCGUCUCUCUCUCCUUCUGCCAGGACCUUCACAACCAGUGCAAGAAUGGAAAGAGCAGCGACUGCCAUGAGUACGUCAUCCACAACAAAGCCUGCAUCCCAGAGUGCCCCUCAGGGUACACCACCAUCAACUCUACCGCGUUGAACUGUACCCCGUGUGCGGGGCUGUGUCCUAAGAUGUGUACAGGGCUGAAGACAGUGGACUCUGUGACAGCAGCCCAGGCUCUGAGAGGAUGCACCGUGCUCAACGGCAGCCUGAUCAUCAAGAUCCGUGGAGGGAACAACAUAGCAGCAGAGCUAGAGGCUAACCUGGGUCAGCUGGAGGAGAUAACAGGCUACCUGACCAUCAAGAGAGCCUAUGCCCUUGUCUCUCUCUCCUUCCUCCGCAAGCUACACAUAAUCCGUGGAGAGACGCUGACCCAAGAUGGGAACUACUCGUUCUACGCGCUUGACAACCAGAACCUGCGUCAGCUGUGGGACUGGAACAAACACAACCUGACCAUCCUUCAGGGGCGCAUGUUCUUCCUUCACAACGCCAAGCUGUGCAUGUCUGAGAUCCGCAAGAUGGAGGAGGUGACGGGCACCAAGGGGAGAGACAUCAAGAAUGAAAUCGCCGGCAGGACCAAUGGAGACCAGGCCUCCUGUGAGAACCAGGUCCUGAAGUUCACCACGGUGCGCACGCAGUCAGACAAGAUCCUCAUCAAGUGGGAACCCUUCUGGCCGCCUGACUUCAGAGACCUACUAGGCUUCAUGGUCCUCUACAAAGAGGCGCCCUAUAAGAAUGUGACAGAGUUUGAUGGCCAGGAUGCGUGUGGCUCUAACAGCUGGGUGAUAGCUGACAUAGACCCUCCACCCCGGGCCUCGGAGGGGAAGGAGCAGGGAGAGCCUGGCUACCUCAUCCAUACUAUGAAACCCUAUACCCAGUACGCCAUCAUGGUCAAGACCCAGCUCUCCGCCUCAGAUGAACACCAGGUCCUCGGGGCCAAGAGUGAGAUCAUCUACGUCCGCACCAAUGCCACCAAGCCGUCGGUGCCGCUGGACCCCAUCUCAUCAUCCAACUCGUCCUCUCAGAUCAUCCUGAAGUGGAAGCCCCCCACGGACGCCAAUGGCAACAUCACUCACUACCUGGUGUUCUGUCAGCAGCAGCCCGAGGACAGCGACCUCUACAAGUUUGACUACUGUCAAAAAGGAAUGAAACUGCCGUCGCGGGUGCCUACCCAUCUGGACACUGACGAGGAGCAAAAGUGGAACCAGACAGACGAGUCUGGGCCAGGGAACCGCUGCUGUGCCUGCCCCAAAACAGAUACCCAGCUCAAGAAGGAGGCUGAGGAGUCUGAGUACCGCAAGACCUUCGAAAACUACAUCCACAAUGAAGUGUUUAAAGUCAGACCGUCUCGUCGGCGCCGCUCAGUGGGCGUGGCCAACGCCACCCUUCCGCACUUCCUGACCACUACCCCCACCCUGUCCAACGCGUCCACCACGCCCAGCCCAGAUGGCGAGGGGGUGGAGGGCUCUAAGGUGACGUUGGUGGUGUAUGCCAAGGAGUCGACCGUCAUCUCCAACCUGCGUCACUUUACCAGCUACCAGAUAGAGAUCCAUGCCUGCAACCACCCCACAGACCCCCAACGCUGCAGCAUGGCUACCUACGUCAGCGCCCGCACCAUGCCCGAAAAGAAAGCUGAUGACAUUGUGGGCCAGGUGACCCAUGAGAUGGUGUCGGAGCACCCAGAGUCUGUCCACAUCAAGUGGCUGGACCCCAAAGCCCCCAAUGGCAUGAUCAUCCUGUACGAGGUCAACUACAAGAGGUUGGGAGACCUUGAGGAGCUGCAUCACUGCGUGUCCAGGAAGGCCUACACCCAGAUCGGCGGCUGCAGGCUGAGAGUGGUGCAUCCUGGGAACUACACCGUGAGGAUACGUGCCACAUCGCUGGCAGGAAACGGCUCCUGGACCGAACCCACCUUCUUCUUCAUGCCCGACAAGGACACCACUUCAAUGAAGAUUAUCAUUGGCUCAGUUAUCUGCUUCAUCCUGCUGCUAUUCGUAGGAGGUGGAGUCUUCAUGAUCUUCAAGAAGAAACAAACUGAGGGACCCACUGGACCUCUGAUCGCCUCGUCCAACCCAGAGUACCUGAGCGCCAAUGACAUGUAUGUGCCUGAUGACUGGGAGGUGGCGAGGGAGAAGAUCAACAUCUUGAAGGAGCUGGGUCAGGGCUCAUUUGGCAUGGUCUACGAGGGCAUCGCCAAGGACAUUGUGAAGGGCGAGCCGGACACGCGUGUGGCGGUGAAGACGGUCAACGAGUCGGCCAGUCUGAGAGAGAGGAUAGAGUUCCUCAACGAAGCGUCGGUCAUGAAGGCCUUUAGCUGCCACCACGUGGUGCGUCUGCUGGGGGUGGUGUCUAAAGGCCAGCCCACUCUGGUGGUGAUGGAGCUGAUGACCCACGGGGAUCUGAAGAGCUUCCUGCGCUGCCUCCGACCAGACUCUGAGAAUAACCCCACAGGGAAGCCCCCUCCCACACUGAAGGAGAUGAUUCAGAUGGCGGGGGAGAUAGCAGACGGCAUGGCCUACCUCAACGCCAAAAAGUUUGUCCACAGAGAUCUGGCCGCCAGGAACUGCAUGGUGGCUGAGGACAACACCGUCAAGAUCGGAGACUUUGGCAUGACCAGAGACAUAUAUGAGACGGAUUACUACCGUAAGGGAGGGAAGGGUCUGCUUCCUGUCAGGUGGAUGGCUCCUGAAUCUCUGAAGGACGGAGUGUUCACCGCACAUUCAGACUGCUGGUCAUUUGGUGUGGUAUUGUGGGAGGUCAGCACCCUAGCAGAGCAGCCUUACCAAGGCCUGUCCAACGAACAGGUCCUCAAGUUCGUCAUGGACGGAGGAUACCUAGACAAACCAGAGAACUGCGUAGAGAGGAUCCACAACCUGAUGUCGAUGUGCUGGCAGUACAACCCCAAGAUGCGUCCCUCCUUCCAGGAGAUCAUCGAGAUGUUGAAGGAGGAUGUUCACCCCAGCUUCCAGGAGGUCUCCUUCUUCUACAGCGAGGAGAACAAGCUCCCCGAGACAGAGGAGUUUGACUUGGACCUGGAGAACAUGGAGAGCAUCCCACUGGACCCAUCGUCCUACUCCCAGAGAGAGGACAGCGACAGUGUAUCCAGAGACAAUGGAUCCAGCCAGAACCUAAGGGGCAACUAUGAGGAACACGUGCCCUACGCACACAUGAACGGUGGCAAGAAAAACGGACGAAUCCUAUCAUUGCCGAGAUCCAGCCCUUCCUAACAUUUCCUAAGGUUUUCUUCCUCCAUUCAAACUAUUUAAAUUGUUUAACUCUUGCAGAAGCCCUUAAAAAACUGAUCUCAGGACAUGUAUUUUCUUCCUCACAGCUGCCAAGCAUGGUGGGACACACGAUGCAAACAUUUUGGUAUAUGUUGAAAGACAUUUUUGCAUUUAUCCAGAAUCAUCUACUACAACUUUCUACUAUCUUUAUUUUUUUGUUCACUAUUGCCAUGUUUCCAGGACUGGUUGAUGGAAAAAGAAAAAGAAACUGUGAACACUUCUCUCUCUUUCUCGCUCUUUCCAGGCUGCCCCAUCUCUCUUCCAUUCUCUUGAAAACCUUUUCAGAUUGUGGCCUUUUUAUUUGUGGCCUGUUAACAAAGAGAAGUGUCCAUCAAUACUUGUAUUAAUUUCCUUUGAAUUUCCUUUGAAAUUAGACCGGUUUGAACCAUGGGACGGCAUAAACUCUCUAGAACAAAUGUCCAUUCGUAGAGAAAUUUUUAUUUAAAUUUUUUUGUGCAGAAUUCCAAACUUUACAGAGAUUAUUUUGGUGUUUGGUGAAUAGUUCUAAUUUAUUAGCAUUUUUUUGUCUCACUUUUUCAGUUUUAUUUCUGAGUCCUCACAUUAUGGCUGAAGGAUAUUUAAACAGUUAAAAGUUGGGCAAAAUAGUUCCUCAGACUGACCAAUAGCUGCUGCUUUCAUAUAUUUUUGUGGAUAUAGAAUAUAUAAUAAAUAUAGUAUAUAUGGAAUAUUUGGUAUUUAUAUCAAUAUUUUAUAUAGAAUAUAUACAAUAUAGAUGUUUUUGUACAUAGUUCGUAUUUGUAAUGUUUUCAUCUGAGGCUUUUCUGGUAAGAUCGUUUUUUUUUUCUCCCUCUCUAACCCCAGAUAUCACACUAAUUGGCCGCCAGUGCUCUGUUGUCUUAGACCUCCACACGUGGUUUUACUUCUCUUUCAAACCCUCAGGAGAACCCUGUUCUCCUCAGCAACAAAGGGCAGCCCACUAUUUUAGAAAAAUCAUGGCAUCUUUCAAAUGUUGUUCGUCCUGUCAGUAGAAGCGUUUGGGUGGGCCACUAUGCUAAAAUGACAAGAACCAAAAACUGAAGUGGGAAUGAAUGGUGCCUUGGUCUGAUGGAGCCAUGGUGUAGAUGUCCAUGUUGUGUUAAAAAUGUGUCUUAUCUUUGGUUGAUCAUUAGCGAUCUGUUUGAUUGAUUGAUGUUAUCGGUGGGGCUAGAAAUGUGAUGUCUGCUUGCUUGGACAGACAGUUUGUCUUGGCCUGAUGAUUGUACUUGGCUUGUGCUCUCUUGGCUUGUGCUGUUGGUAGUGGGGAUUUAUAGGGUUAUAGUUGGGUCAUAGAUAGGUAGAUGGGUCUCCUAUCUCCUCCACUGGAGUCAGAAGCCCAUAUAGGUGGAUGUAUUGCAGGACCACAUACCAUCAGGGCUUUGAGAGAGAUAUAAUGCAGUGCUUCAUAUGAGUAACGAGCAUCAGCUCUACUCCAGCACAACCCCCAUGUCCUCAGACAACUGGGUUUGUUUUGACCCUACCACCACCCUACACCCUCUCCCCAAAUAACGAUAGCCCAUUGGCUGUAAUGUUCGCUGACACAGGAAGGAGGUCAGAAUCAGGCUGCUGGUGGAAUUUUCCAUGUUACUGUGGUUGAAUGCUUUUGAUUUUGAACAUUUUGGAAAGUUCCUAUUGCAUUCAGAGUCCACAGCGGGCAGCAGCGAAAGAGAGGGAGGGAGCCGUUAGAUGAAGGUGUGUGUGUGUGUCGGUGUGUACUAACGGAGGGAGGUGGUGGUAUGGUAUGAGUCAGGACACGCUGUAGCUGUACAACAAGUGCUGCUUUACCCCCAGGGCUGGGCUAACAUUCUACUAUUGGCAGUGGAGACCGUGUUCGGACUUGCUGUGUGCCCGUUAUUCACAACCCCUUCUCCCUUCCACCCGAAAGAAAAAGAUAUUGAACUUAUUUCCCCCUGCCUUUAAUUUGGGUUUCUUUCAAUCCCACACCCUCCCAUUUGGAUUGUGGUGUACCCCUCCCCACAAUUUGGAUUGUAACCCAUCACUCCAAUAUCUAAAGAUGGGUUGUGAAAGUGUAAACCUCUGUCCAUUUACAUUCAUAUUAUUAAGUUCCAUACAGACAUUUAAACAUUCCUGUCAGCUUCUUCCCAGCACAAGACAAAGUCCUUAUUUGUUUUUAAAGUACACACACACUUAUUCUAUGUGGCACAAAUCACAAAUUGGUGUUACCUACAUAAAUAUUGAUUGAAAAGUGUCUACAUGGCAUUCCCAUUGAGAAGCACAAAUAGCCCAAUCAUUAGUAGUUCACACACACACACACACACACGUCUCUAUUUGUCCCAUUAUCCCUCCCUCUAGCCAAAGGCAGUGAUACUCAUUGUCUAUUGUGAGAAGCAUUGAUAAGGAACAGAAAAGCACAGACAGGAGCUAAGGGUAAGUCAAUCUGACCUGCGUCCACUCAGCAGUUUGAGCCUGUGUGGCUGUUUAGAGCUUACAGUUAUAGGCCUGGUGUUAUUAACCCUAACCUGCCCAUUCAUCUUCGCCCAGUUAUCACUGUUUACCCCUCUAUGUCUGUAUGUCUGUCUGUAUCGGAGAUGGUGGAACCGCAUCAGCCCCCACCCAGUGCCUUCUCAACCAACCACAGACCAGAGAGAUGGAUGUACAUUGCACAGGCUGGGUACCUUUUUUUUUUUUGGCACAUACUCAUGUUAAUGCGUAGCUACUGUGUGUGUGUGUGUGUGUGUAUUUAUACAUGUUAGACAGAGUGAGAGAAAUACGACUCGUAGAUGGGAGCUAAAUCCAUACCGUAAAUCUCAAGUAGUACUUAGAGAUGAUGAGAAAGAUAUGACAGUUGCUAAAUAACUUAUAUCUCUCUGUUUCUACGGGGAACAUCGGCUUGUGAGAGAAGUAUGUGGCUAGUUUUUGGUCAGUUGUUGUAAGGGUUGAAUGGCAAGUUCAUUUAGUGCUAUGGUGUUCAAAGUUUAACCACCUUUUCUGGUUCUCGCUGAUUCUUGAUCUACUCCACUUACUCGAAUGCCCCCCAAAAUGUUAGUUUUUUUUCUCAAUCAGUUACACUCUCAUACAUUUUUACUUUGUAAAUACUAAAGAAUAUAUUGUCUGGAGAAAAAGUGGGAAACCUCCCUCACAACUGUGCAUACAGUACAUGCCCAUAACGAGAGAUAAAUGGUGGAUCUCUACAUAUGACCAUUGUCUCUUUAUUGCGGUGUGUAUACAAGUGUAUGCAAUUUUCAAUUCAGAAGAUCACCAUCAUCUUUGAAAAAUUACAGAUAUUUAAUAUUUUAUUUAUUGUAUUAUUGUAUAAAAAAAAACACUGUUCGCUUUUUGUCCGUUUUUUAAAUAUUGAAAGUCAGGUAAAAAAUAAAUAAUAAUAACCUAGUUAAGGGUAGAGCUAUAAAUGUGAAAAGGAGUUGUUAGUUGUAGUUUCUAUGUAUUUGGCCACAGUCUACCUCAGUGGGUGUUUGGAGGAAUCAGUUUGAGACUACAGCAUCUUUCUUCGUCUGUCAGUCUGUUGGUAUCCCUGUAGUUCAAAUCAGAGGACAGGGACAGCCCCUUUAAAGAGAUUAAAAAGAUAAGACCCUGCGUGUUUCUCAACAUGCGUACUAACAUGCUCCGAGCACGCAAAUUGGACCACGAGAGGGUCGGAUUAUGAGUCCAAAUCAAAGUAUACAUAAUCCCCCCCCCCCCCCCCAUAAUCUCGAAUGCGUACUCCGUUUGUAAAUAUUUUUGAAGCAUGCAUCGAUGCACACUUCAACAGAAAGUAUGCAAAGAAAUAUGACUCAACCACGUAAAAAAUGAUGUAACAUUUUUUACAUCAAUGGAGGGCAUUAGUUGAGCUGAAGAGAGAGAAAAUACACAUCAACCUCGGAAUGAAAUGCAUAUUCACAUGUCAUAUGUUGCCAGACUACGAUAUUUUUUUCUUGAUACCUUCAUAAAUACCUGCUGUUUACCUGCCUACUUACAAUAGAUUGCAAGCCCAUAAUAAGUCAAUAGGGCUAACUGGCUAGCUACUACUGUUAGCUAGCCAGAUAGCCAUGAAGAAUUGCUAGCUUAACUACCCACGAAUAACUGACAUCUAUUUUUAUUUAACCUUUAUUUAACAUCUAUCUUGCAUAAUAUUUGUUUUAGAUCAUUUUUGCCUGUUAAACUAUCUGUUUAGUUUUAUUAUUAUGAUUCACAUUUAGCUAGCUGAUAGUUAUGAAGUAAAACGGUUGCUUUGUGUAUAUCUUGUUUCAUCUCUCAUGCCAUUGUCCUGGCUGGAAGACGGUUCAGUGAAUGGCUAAAUCCAUAGUAAGUCAAUAGGGCUAACUGGAUAACUAGCUAGCCACAAAGAAUUGGUAGCUACCCGUGAAAAAAUUUAAGUCUACCUGGCAUAACAUUAGUUUCAGGUCAUUUUUUGCAUUUUUUGUUCUAACUAGCUGGCUAGCUAGAUUAUUACGAUUCACAUAUCUACCUGAUAACUAUGAAGUAAAACGUUUGCUUUGUGUAUAUCUCAUUUCGUCUAUUGCUGCCAUUGUCCUGGCUGAAAGACGUUUCAGUGAAUGGGGAGGUGAAGCGUAAGGUAAUAUACAGUUGAAGUCGGAAGUUUACACACUUGGAAUUAAUCACACAGCUGGAAUUAAUCAUUCUCUCUACUAUUAAUCUGACAUUUCAAAUUCUUAACAUAAAGUGGUGAUCCUGACUGACCUAAAAAUUGCAUUUUUACUAAGAUUAAAUGUCAGGAAUUGUGAAAAACUGAGUUUAAAUGUAUUUGGCUAAGGUGUAUGUAAACUUCCGACUUCAACUGUAGUAGGGGGGAUGGCGAAUGCUUCUCUACACUCUCGUCCUCACAAGAAUGUACUCGAGAACGUCGUCGGAGAAUGCACCCGGAGCAUGAGAGUAUGGAGUACGGUAGAAUGCAUUGAGAAACACCCUGAUCAGAAUAAGAAGAAAGUAGCAAGUUUUGACCCAGUAAUUAUCCUGAUUAAGAACUUUUUUUCUCAUAUUCAAACUCCACAUUAUUUUAACAACCAAGUAGGUUAACCCCCAGUGUUGUGUGAAGCACAAUCUCAAUGCGCUUUUAAAUGUUGCCCCAAAUUUGGUUAGAAAUGUAUUAGAACAGGUAUAACAGUCAAGAAUGUAGUAAUAUGACAACAACCUUUUGACUGGUGAUUAAUUAUGAAAAAUGUGCGUUUUAGGUUCCCACUCCCAUUUAUUUGAAUAGGCUUUCAGAAUCCCAAGCGUCAGGUUUCUUUUUGAAAUGAACAGAAUUUUUACAUACCCUGUAACAACGGUUAAUGUAAUAGCUGUUGUUUCAUACCCGCUAGCUGAUAGUUGCUUUGUGAGCGAACCAGACUGCUUUGCUUUUGUGCAUUUAUUGUUCUAGGGAAGACUUGAUUUGAGCUUUUUUUAUAGAAAUUCUGCAUCAAGACAGAGUAGUCCAAAUCAUGAUUGCAUAUUUCUUGAUCACAUAUCCAUAGUCUGCAAUAGCUCAGCCUUGGUCAUGCUUUUCACCAUUGACUCACCAUAGAUUAACUCCUCAGUGUUUGUUUGUGUGGGUAUAUACACUACCGUUUAAAUGUUUGGGGUCACUUUGAAAUGUCCUUGUUUUUGAAAGAAAAACACUUUUUUUGUUCAUUAAGAUAACAUCAAAUUGAUCAGAAAUACAGUGUAGACGUUAGUUGUAAAUUACUAUUGUCGCUGGAAAUGGACUAUUUUGUUUGAAAUGGAAUAUCUACGUAGGCAUACAGAGGCCCAUUAUCAGCAACCAUCACUCCUGUGUUCCAAUGGCACGUUUUGUUAGCUAAUCCAAGUUUAUCAUUAUAAAGGGCUAAUUGAUCAUUAGAAAACCCUUUUUGCAAUUAUGUUAGCACAGCUGAAAACUGUUGUUCUGUUUAAGGAAGCAAUAAAACUGGCCUAUUUUAGACUUGUCUAAAAUAGGCCAUAGGUGUGUUCGAUUACAGGCUCAAAAUGGCCAGAAACAAAUAACUUUCUUCUGAAACUCAUCAGUCUAUUCUUGUUCUGAGAAAUGAAGGCUAUUCCAUGCUAGAAAUUGGCAAGAAACUGAAGAUCUCGUACAAAGCUGUGUACUAAUUCCUUCACAGAACAGCGCAAGCUGACUCUAACCAGAAUAGAAAGAGGAGUGGGAGGCCCUGAGCAAGAGGACAACUAGUCUAAAGAAGGCCAGUUUUAUUGCUUCUUUAAUAAGCACAUCAGAUAAGCACAACAUAAUUGCAAAAGAGUUUUCUAAUGAUCAAUUAGCCUUAUAAAAUGAUAAACUUGGAUUAGCUAAGACAGCAUGCCAUUGGAACACAGGAGUGUGUCUAGUGUGUGUAUAUAUAUCUCCCAGAGUCCCUGUUCUUCUCAGUCAAAUACGGACAGCAUUUAGUCUCAAGGCCGUUUAAUGUAUCCUCCAGAAGUGUUUUUAUUUCUCUGUUCUGUUGUUUUCCCUUAAUGUUGUAUGUAUUUUUUUCUACUGUGAAUAUCAAGAAAUGACCUUAUUGUUAUAUCAAUGCCAUGGAAUGGGUCUGUCUGGACACUGCAUGCCUCCGCUGGUCAAAGAACUAGAUUUUAACUUCUCAGGGAGGCACGUGUAUCGGGAGUUGGGUGAUGGAAGGAGCUUCCAACCUGUUUCUGACUGAAGUGCAAGUGCUUUUGGCAUCCUAGCAAAUCAUAUUUUAGGGGAGGUGUAGCUUAGAAGUUGUCAACAAACAACCACCCUCUUGCAAAUCAAAUGUUCAGCCUUUAAAGUUAAUGAUCUGAUUGUAUGCCUGUUAUCAUUGUGAUAUGUGGUGUUCACUGCCCCCAGCUGGCUGGAUGGGGGAAGUGCAGCAUCAGGACUCGAGUGUGUAGCCAGGGCUCUGUCCCAUAGUGCCUUGCUCAGACAGACUGCCCUCCUCCUAACGACACAGCCAGCCAGACCCUCAGUGCCAUGGACUGGACUAAUCUGAUCUGCCAUGGACUGGAUGGUCUCAUCUCAUCUCCCAACGUCCCAGCAGGAUAAUACUGAAGUAUUAACGUAUUAUGCAUUCUAAGACAGGAGAUAGUUGUGUUCUGUACUCAUCGCUGCAGUGAGAGGGAUGCAACACAUCCCCUUUGCUUGGCUGGAUGAUUCAUGAUAUAACUGUAUUGGGAUAAUUGCUGUAUGUGGACGAUAUUCAUGGUUUCACCAAAAAUGUUGAACUUCUUGUCUCUACUGGGGCAAAGCUCUUGCUUGAAUUCUGCAUGAACCCAACCAUCCCCAGCUGAUUUAGUUUUUAAUUUAAUAGAAUUUUGUAUUUUGGCCAUCUCUUUGUUGAUGAUAGUCCAACACCCAAAGCACAUGGGAUCAUGUAUAAUUAGCAACUGUUGAUUGCAUGACAUGGGGAGAAUAGAACUCCCAUUUAAAAUAGUGGCAGAUAUCGGGGAAAAAUUGUAUCACUUGAUUUAGGGAAGUUUAGGUUUAGUUUGAAACUCAAAUCAAAUGUUAUUUGUCACAUGUUUAGUAAACAGCAGGAGUAGACUAACAGUGAAAUGCUUACUUACUCUGAUAACCUGAAAAUGGAGUUUGACAGAGCAUGCUAGUGCUGCAGCGCAGGUUGAGAACAAAGCAUUGUAUGUAUUUUAUUGUUUUAAAAAGAAAGUAUUACAUUUAGAGAUGUUUAUUUCUAUUCCUUAGGGGGGGGAGGGGGAGGAGGGAAAAUACAAUUACUUUUCUGUCUAAUCUUUUACUACCCUUGUAGAUUAUUGAAUUGAACAUUGUUGUCAAUGUAUAGAACUUUUUCGAAAUGAAAUACCAAAGUUAGAUGUUUUUAGUCAUGACACUACCCCAGUAUGCAGAGCAGAUACAAGUACUGUACUGUAGAUGUACUAUGGAACAGCACAACGCUGGCUGGAUGUGGCCUAAAAUGUUCAUUUGAUCAUGUUCCAUUCCGUUGUAGAUGCAUGUUCCCGUGUUUGUGAACAACUCAUGCGUUUUUACCACUGCCCACCCGUUAGCAUGUUUUUAUUUGAUUUUUUAUUAUUAUCUCAAAAUAUCACACAUUGCUAUGUUAUGGGGGGGGGGGGGGGGGGAUGAUGUGUUUCUUUCUGACCAACAGCCUACAGAAAAGUCAUGUAGAUUUAGUUGACAUUUUGCUUUUCGAUGUGAAAAACUGGAAAAGACCACUGCACGUUCGCGGAGGAAAACAACAUGAAAUCCGAAAUAAAUAAAUAAGCUAUAAAGUGUAUCAGAAACUAUGGUGAUAUCCCAAUCUAAUGUGUAGGUGGUUCUUAACCAUUUAACAUGGGGCAGUAUGAAGAAAAACACCAUCGCUAUGUAUUAUGUACAAUGUCUGUUUAGUAGUGUAAUGAAAUGUGUACGUGUGUAAGGCUAUGGUUGGUAUGGCUUAAACAGAGACGCCACUUUUACAACUGACUCGGCUCGUCUACAUAAUGAUUUCUAUAUAUUUGCCCUUGCUGAAAGUUUUUGUUCAAUGUCACGUCAAAUUUAUUGAAGUGUAAUUGUUUGACAAAUGGAUGAGGGUCAGGUGGGGGGUUCAGUAUAGUAGUGGUGGGUGUGGUGAUAUUGAGGGUUUACGGGGUAAAGGGAUCCUAGUCAUGCUGUCUUGCCAGUGGUCUGCUUCGUUUUGACACAGCUCGCUACGUGUUAAGGUCUCUAGCCCCGAGGUGGAGUUUUAGGUGUCUGUAUCGUCCUUGGUUAAAGUCUUGCCAUGGGUUGUGUUUAUAUCUGAUUGCUGCUCCUUCUUCUGUGCACAUAGAUGGCCACAAAAUGCUUUGUGUGUAGGCUGGCAGGAUACCUCUUCAUGAUCCUCUGUCAUGUUAUUUUUUAGAAGAUUUACUGAUGUAUUCGUCAUUGAUAAUGUAUAGCUACAUUUGUCACACAGAUGCAUAUGCAGGUGACAUGUAUGUGUAUCACACCCAUGUACAACCACAAAGAUGGCUACAUCCCAACACUGGAUCAGAAUGUGCCAUUAUAUUUGUGUAUAUCACAUAUAUACAUAUCAUAUUAAUGCUCUUGUCACUUCCACACACAAUUACACAUGUGCAGGAUCAAAAUGUGCCAUGACUAAAUAAUGCCUGACAAUUUAUUUUUUCUAUGUUUUCAAGGAGAAGCAGUGACAUGUACAGAACAUUUUGGAAUGAUAUGAAAAUAAAAUCUUACUGUGUGUAAAUGAUUGUACAAUUAACUGUUUAUAUUAAAAUCAUGAAUAAAAUUAUUGGAUUUUUUAA